UCUGAAUAAACUGGUUUCUUACUUCAUUCCGCUUUGACCCAUUUACCCGGUUACCAGUUGUUGUUGUUCUAUACGAGAAAACCCGCUUAUCAGUCAGAGAUAAAGUUGGAAGGCUUUAGUAUAAAAGUAUUAUCCGAACACAGAAACUUCAGUCGUCAGCUGAACAUGAAGAUUGACAAAGAAGACGAUCAGCAGCAACAGAUGCGCAGAGUCGCAUUCUUUGCGGUUGCUGUCUCAACUGCAGCCGUCAUUUCAAGCAUCGUGACUCUCCCAAUGAUCUACUCUUACGUUCAAUCUUUCCAAUCCCAUUUGAUCAUGGAAACCGAGUUCUGUAAAACUCGUGCUCGUGAUAUGUGGGUUGAGAUGCAAGUUCUCCACAAGUCAGGUGUCACCCGUAGCCGCAGAGAUGCUGGAUACAAGGAGGGAUCUGGCAGUGGUGGAUCUGGAAGUGGUGGAUAUGGAGGACCAACUGGAGCUGGAGCCGAUAUUGGACCAACUUGCUGCCCAUGUCAACAGGGACCAGCUGGACCACCGGGACCAGCAGGAGAUACUGGACCAAACGGAAAUGAUGGACAUCACGGAGCUCCAGGAGUUCCAGGAAAGGAAGGAUCCAUUCUCAGCUCUGCACUUCCACCAUCAGAGCCAUGCAUCAUCUGCCCACCAGGCCCACAAGGAGCCGUUGGACAACAAGGACCAAAGGGACCACCAGGACCAAAGGGUAAAUCUCAAGAGAGAGCUGCCGACGGAAAGAACGGAGAACCUGGAAUGAUUGGACCCCCAGGACCACCAGGAGGUGUUGGAGAGCCAGGACCACCAGGACCAGCUGGACAACCAGGAAGAGUUAUUCAAGUAAACGGAGCUGCUGGACCAGCAGGACCACGUGGAGUCAAGGGGCCACCAGGACCAAAGGGACUUCCAGGAAUUGCUGGGCUUACCGAAAUCGGAGGACAAGGACCACCAGGAGAUGCUGGAGGCCCAGGACCAGUUGGAGGACAAGGACCACCAGGACCACAAGGACCACAAGGACCACCAGGAGAUGAAGGAUCUUGCGAUCACUGCCCAGAGCCACGUACCCCACCAGGCUAUUAGACCACCAAGGUCUCGCCGUGAAUCUGAUUCCGGUGCUUUUGCUGUAUGCUGUUCUGCCUUCUUCAUUUUUAAUUUAUUGUUUUAUUUAAAUUGCUCAUUUAUGUUUUUCUUUGUUGUUUGGCUGACGACUCAACCCAAGCUCGACUCAAAUAAACGCUCGCUCGA
Messenger RNA from Caenorhabditis elegans, 1254 nucleotides. It is a transcript of the gene col-36, whose product is annotated as Cuticle collagen 36. The coding region runs from base 166 to 1089 and encodes 307 amino acids. Gene Ontology annotation, molecular function: structural constituent of cuticle. The transcript is spliced from 2 exons. The record is from RefSeq and is marked reviewed. Lineage: Eukaryota; Metazoa; Nematoda; Chromadorea; Rhabditida; Rhabditidae.